UAAAUAAAUAAAAACAAAAAUAAAAUCUGUCUUAUUCGAUCGUCCAAUGUCACGCCUCCGCCGACUUAAAUCAUCAACGCUCAUCGUUUCAUAAUUAAACCACUAGGUGCAAGCGCAGAGCAUCGGAUUCAGCUUCAUCAGUUCCACAUUUGAUUAGAAUGAGAAAUUCGAUUAAUCGCCCACCAACGCCUGUUGCGGAGGAAGAUCAAGAUCAUCAGCCCACUCUUCAAGAAAUCAUCAACAUCAAGCUGAUCGAGAGCGGCGAAAAAGAGCGACUGAAGGAGCUUUUGAGGGAGAGGCUCAUAGAAUGUGGUUGGAGGGAUGAAAUGAAAUCUCUUUGCAGGGCGUUUGCAAGGAAGAAGGGAAGGAAUAAUGUUACUGUAGAUGACCUUGUGCAAGUUAUUACGCCCAAGGGAAGAGCUUCUGUUCCUGAUUCUGUGAAGGCUGAGCUGUUGCAGCGAAUCCAGACUUUUCUUGCAUCAGCUUCUAUUUGACGUUAUAUGAUAGAUGCAGCUGAUAGGGGCACCCAUCGAGAGUCGCGCACUGCAGCUUUCCCUGUGAAGUGGAGUUUCUCUGCUUUGUUAUUCCAAGUUAGCUUUAAUGAAGUGGUGUUUUGAGUUUAUGGUUUCUUCUCGGAAUCACAAGUUGCAUAGAUAAAGGGAAACUGUUAUUUUCUUCGGAUAUCAGGCAUGGCAAAAGAAAUAGGGAUUUUGAAGUUAUAGUGCAGAGUCCCGAAGCCUGUCAUCUUUCUUCCUUUUUUUUUUUUUUAAAAAAAAUGAGGAUAUUAUUGAAAUUUCAUGUCAAUCCUGUUAAAGAACUCAUGAAAAAAUAGACGAAAGAAUCUACUUUAUAUUAUUACUGUCGCUGUUAUUGUUACUUUAAGUUUUAGUGAUAUCAAUUAUGAAAUUGUUUGUCUGGAUACGUGAAGCUCCCUGUGGAAACCAAGUGGGGAGGAACAUUGCAUGAGUUAUUGCAAUUCCAAAUGUUUCCGAUUCAAAGAGGAUGCCUAUGUGACUAUGCUAUAUUUUUGAACAUUCACAAUUGAACUGGAAUCUGUGUUCCAAAGAAUUUUUGAACUUCAUAUUUGAUGGACUUGAAAUUUGAAUUUAUAGAAGCCAUUUUGAAGUUGGAAGAGGCUUUGCUUUUCAAUCCAAUAAACAUGAUGCUCUAUGGUGCCUGGGAAAUGCCCACACCUCUCAAGCAUUUCUCACUCCUGAAGUUGAUGAGGCAAAGGGUUCUUUUGAUAGGGCGCAUCACUGUUUCCAAAAUGUGGUAGAUGAGGAUCCAACUAACGAGCUCUAUUGUUAGUCCUUAGAAGUUACUGCUAAGACGCCAGAGUUGCUCUGCUCAUGGAGAUCCACAAGCAUGGGUUUGGUCAACAGACUAUGAAUGGGGGAACUUCUACAAAGCCGACAAUUACCCAAAUAUAGCCAACUUUUUUUUUUGGUUGAACUGUAUAGUUUCAUCUUCUUUUGGUUCGCUUACAAUGCUCAGGAGCUAUGAAUUUCCUGUGCAAACCAGACCCACUUGCGAGACACGACUGGGUUUAUAGUAUGGAUGAUAUGCUCGUUCCAAGAUUUGAAAUUGUUCAAUUUCAAGCGCAGAGGUCUAGACUUUGUUGGCUCUGAUAUUGUUGUUUUCAACGUAGCACUUAUGGCGGGUGAUUUAUGAAAUUGUUGAUGAAAUCUCUGUGACGGGCUGCCGAGGUGCUGCUUUUCUGGGAUUCAAAAUGGACCGGUGGAGAUGGCUAUGGCGGAGGAAGUCUUCCGAGAAGAGUCCCGGUGAGACCGAGAGUUCAUACCCUUGAAACGGUGUUUGGUGUAUCAUGUAUGUUUUGCUUAAACGUUUGUUCCAACAUCAUUUGGCAUAAAAAUAGUAUAGUUAAAUCUGGACCGUCCAUUGUUUUUUGUUAUUUUUACUGGACCUAAGCCGGAUCCUUGUUUAUAAUACUAUUUAUAUGGGCUCAGACGCUUAGUCCUUGAAAUAAUAGAGUGACAAAGGGUGAUUUUGAAUG
Molecule: messenger RNA, 2014 nt
Organism: Corylus avellana
Lineage: Eukaryota; Viridiplantae; Streptophyta; Magnoliopsida; Fagales; Betulaceae
Source: RefSeq, a predicted model, not a curated record